ACUACAUGUCAGCAGGCCACAUCAACCGACAGAGCAGGAAUACCACGUCAGCAAGCCCCCGUCAUGGACCAGAGGUCCGGAGAAGCAGACGAGGCCUAUCAGGCCCGGAUGCUGGCUUGGAGUACCGAAACAAAGAAACGGGCGGAUAACGCAGCAGCAAUUGCAAAGAAGAAGGCAGAGGACGCUGAGCAGGCACGUCUGCUAGCACUUGAACAACAGCACCAGCAUGACGAGGCAGCAGCAAGGGCGAUCGAUGAAGAAAGAAACCAACGUCGUGAGAAAAUAUUUAGCGGAGAGCAGACUUUGCUCACAAUGGCAGCGGAAUGGCGGACCGAGGCCGAGAAUGGCAAGUUGGAGGAUUGCGGCAACAAGAUCGCUCUCCUCCUCUUGCAUCUCACAGAACUCCUGGCAACCUGCAUUACACAGCAGGAGGAUAUCCACAGCCUCGACGACUCGCUAGCUCAAGUCCAAGCCUGCCUUCAGCAGUUGAAGCAGCGACCUGUUGCCGCCCCCGAUGCCAGCUCAUCCAACACAUCCGAUCGCCUCGAAGCAUUGGAGAUGGACGUCGGCUCCCUCAAGGAUGGCGUGCAAUUACAGCAGACUGCGACGCAACAAUUGGAACAACGGAUCCGUACUGCCGCCAACACCUCAAGUUCGGAACCGCGCGAGACAGCUCCAAAGUUUGACGGGCAUGAGAUCUUCUACGACUCAAUGAAGACAGAUCCGAUUCCAUGGUUCCGCAAGUUCGAGCUCACGCUGCAGCUACACAACGUCAAAGAACACAAGCACCACGCAUACUUGUACUCUCGCUCAGGGGGCGCAUGCCAGGCUUGGUUAAACAACCUUUUGUCCAAGUACGGAGUGGUAGCUGCCGACUUGCACACCACGAUCAGUUGGGAUGAUCUGAAGGCGACGUGGCACAAGCGGUUCCAAGUCGAGCCGCCGGAGAUCAAGGCUAUGGACAAGCUCAUGGUCUUCGAACAAGGCACGCUGCCGAGUACCGACUCGAUCGCCGAGUACCAACGCUUGACGUUGGGCACGUCCUGCAAUGCUUUGUUGGAUAGCGGCACGUCUCGCAAUUUCACGAGCCAAUCCUUUAUGCAAAGGGAUGGCCUUGGCGCACAAGUUCAGAGGAAGGCAAACCCGACGGCGAUCCAGUUGGCGGAUGGGAAAACGCAGCAACUUCUCGACCGUUACAUCGAGGUCGUACCGGUUUAUUUCGCACCUUAUGCAUGCGAACCGGUGACGUUUGAUAUUCUCGACACGGACUUCGACAUCAUUCUGGGAAUGCCUUGGCUUGCAAAUGCGGAUCACACUGUCAACUUCCACCGGCGGACGCUUAGCGUUCGCGACACCUUCGGUGCCGAAGUGGCGUGUACUAUUCGUCUACCACAUCCUUCGAUUUGGUGCCAAGUGGUGACGGCCAAAUCAUUCCGGGCGACUUGCGCUUACGAGCAGCUCGAGGAGAUCGGCCUAUGUUUCCUACGGACCGCCGCGGUAGCCGACGCUUCACCCAUGGACUUGUCUUCGGACCCCCAGGUGGUACGGUUGCUGGAAGAGUUCGCCGACAUCUUCGAGUCACCUACCGGUGUGGUGCCAGAUCGGCCGAUCUCUCACGAGAUCAUUCUUGAGGUCGGUGUCGUGUCGCCGAAAGGUUGCAUCUAUCGGAUGAGCAAGGAGGAGCUUGAGGUCCUCCCCACACAACUCGACGAUUUGUUGGCCAAGGGCUGGAUCCGCCCUAGUAGCUCCCCAUAUGGAGAACCGGUUCUCUUCGUCCGAAAGAAGAACAAGGAUCUACGAUUGUGUAUCGACUACGACGAUAUUCUCGUCUAUAGUCGGACUUUGGAGGAUCAUCUUGGGCAUCUUCGACGAGUGUUGGAGACGCUCUGCCGCGCCAAAUACAAGGCCAACCGCGACAAGUGCGAUUUUGUCCGGCAAGAGCUGGAAUACUUGGGCCAUUUUGUCACACCUGAGGGCAUCAGUCCGCUAUCGGACAAGAUUCAACCUCGGAACGUCACGGAUGUCCGUUCGUUCCUUGGCCUUGCCAACUACUACCAGCGUUUUAUCAAAAGCUACUCGAAGAUCGCAGCCCACUUGACCAAGCUUCAAUGCGAGGAUCGGCCGUUUGACUUCGGAGAGGAGGCGCGCGUCUCCACGGAUGCGUCCGGCUAUGGCAUUGCCGCUGUCCUCAAGCAACAUGAUGGUAUGGACUGGCACCUGGUCGAGUACUUUAGCAAGAAAGUGUCCGUCGUGCAUUCCAUUGACGAUGCACGCAAGAAGGAGCUCCCCGCCUUCGUCCACGCGCUCAAGCGGUGGCGGCACUUCCUCCUUGGUCGAAGCCAAUUUCGAUGGGUAACAGACAACAAUCCGUUGGUCUUCUAUAAGACCCAAGACACUGUCAACAACACCAUCGGUCGAUGGAUGGCUUUCAUCGACCAGUUCGACUUCUUUCCCGAUCACAUUCCUGGGAAGUCGAACCGUUUUGCGGAUGCUCUUUCAUGGCAUCUGGAUCAUUGUACCGCGGUCUACUCAACCUUUGGGAUCGACGAUGACCUGCGGAACAGCUUCAUCCGUGGCUGCCAAGCCGACCCCGAGUUUCGCGACAAGUACGCAAAUUGCUCCUCUCCUAAUCCGGCGCCUUCUCACUACCGGAUCCAAGAGGGGUACUUGCUUGUCCACACGUGGGGGAGGGACCUUCUUUGCGUACCGAGUGAUCCUCACUUGCGUACAUGGCUUCCUGGCGAGUUCCACGAUGCUCCUGCCACCGGACACUUUGGAGUCAAUCGCACGAUUGGCCGACUUCGCAAGCGAUUUUGGUGGCCCGACCUUCUCGGCGACGUCACGCGCUAUUGCGAGUCAUGCGAGGUUUGUCGACGCUGCAAAUCCCGCAACCAUCAUCCGUACGGCGAGUUACGACCAUUACCGGUCCCAUUGCGGCGAAGGGAAGCGAUUGCCAUGGACAUUACCAGCCCGUUCCCCAAGCACAAGACCGGAGUGGAUGGGAUUCUCACAGUGGUCGACCGACUCACCAAGUUCGCCAUGUUUUUGCCUUGUCGCUAUCAUGCCAAGGCACCAGAGUUGGCCGAGGUUCUCUACGCCGGUUGGAUUCGAACCAAGGGUUACCCCAAGGAAAUCGUCUGCGACCGCGACACUCGGUUCAUGUCCGAUUUUUGGUUGGCGCUCAUCAAGCGAUGGGGCUCAUCUUUCAAGCCCAGUUGAGCUCGCCACCCUCAGUCCGAUGGCCAAACGGAGA
This is a messenger RNA of Chara braunii, 3253 nucleotides long. NCBI's taxonomy places the organism in Eukaryota, Viridiplantae, Streptophyta, Charophyceae, Charales, Characeae. The record is from the annotation of a GenBank genome assembly.